This is a messenger RNA of Python bivittatus (Burmese python), 1957 nucleotides long. It is a transcript of the gene ZFAND6, whose product is annotated as zinc finger AN1-type containing 6. Gene Ontology annotation, biological process: protein targeting to peroxisome. The record is from RefSeq and is a predicted model, not a curated record. Gene Ontology annotation, molecular function: zinc ion binding; DNA binding; polyubiquitin modification-dependent protein binding. Lineage: Eukaryota; Metazoa; Chordata; Lepidosauria; Squamata; Pythonidae.
GGGGGAGACAGUACUUGCAUUUCUGCUGUCACUGGACCCCUUCGGUGGGCAAAACAGUUUCUGAACAGAUGAAUGGCCAGCACAAAUAGAAGUAACUUCUCUAUCUCCACCCCCCUGAAGACUGCUUUUCCUUACAGUCACUAGAAAAGAAUAUGGCUCAAGAAACUAAUCAUAGUCAAGUGCCUAUGCUGUGUUCUACUGGAUGUGGAUUUUAUGGGAACCCUCGUACAAAUGGCAUGUGUUCGGUAUGCUAUAAAGAACAUCUUCAACGGCAGAAUGGUAGUAAUGGUAGAAUUAGCCCAUCAGCAACUUCAGUUAAUAGCCUAACUGAAUCUUUACCAGUUCAAUGCACUGACGGCAGCAUUCAGGACGUUCCAUCAGCUCUAGACUCUACACCUACACAGCUAAGUCCUGUAUCCAGUCCAUCGUCACUUUUAGCAGAAUCUGUAGCAACGUGUGAAGUGGAAAGUACGGACAUAGUGGAUAAAACCGGACUUGAAGGAGAAGAUGUACAAGAACCAACAUCAGUGGAUCUUGCCGAGACAAUUUCAAUAGACAGUACCGGAGACGAAUUUUCGAUGGAUAACUCAGAUUUACCUGACACUACCAGGGGCUCAGAAACAGAAUGCGAUUAUGACGGGAGCCUAGACAAUAAUGUAGAUGGUCCUGAUUUCCUGGACGAGAGCUCGAAAGCCAAAAUGAAGAGCCGUGAUACAGAUUUAACACUAACCACAGUAGCUUCAGCAUCAGAUAGUGCAGAACCUUCCUCUGAAGAACAAGGUAAAUUGCUCGACAAACCCAAACAGAAAAAAACUCGCUGUUUCAUGUGCAGAAAGAAAGUCGGUCUUACUGGGUUUGAGUGCAGGUGUGGAAACGUUUACUGUGCUGUACACCGUUACUCAGAUGUCCACAGUUGUUCUUACAAUUACAAAGCUGAUGCAGCUGAGAAGAUCAGAAAAGAGAAUCCUGUAGUUGUCGGGGAAAAGAUUCAGAAGAUUUGAACUGCUCCUGUAGCUGGAAUAUUAAAAUGUUUGACCAUCUGCAGAUGAAAAUUGACUUGAGCUUUUUCCCCUCCCUCUCCACAAACCCCCAUACACAACCUUUCAUUUUUCUGUUCCACCCCUUGUUGACUUCAAGAACAUAGAGGACAAGUGUCCCAAAUCGUGCAUGUCAUCAAAAACAUAGGGGGUUUUUUCUCCCUUCUUUUAGCACAUGACAAACCACCUUCUUUAUUUCAGGAUUUGUUUUUUUUUAGUUCCUACAGAUGAAGACAUAAACUUUACACAUGCGAUCCACUAUGAAGGCCUAUGGAAGCUGGCGAAUGGAUACCAUGGCUCUAAAAGUAUUAUCAUUUAAAAAAAAAAAAUAGAGUGCGGAGGGCUUUCUCUAAUACCACCCAAAGUUACAUUGGAGGGCAUCCAUGUUUUUCCCACUUCUCGUACUAAAUGUGCAUGCAUUAACUCAAGACACUUCUGUUCGUUUUGUAUAUAGCUUUUCUUUUUCUCUCUGCAGCAAAUUUCCCCCUUCCCCCCCCCCCCCCUUGGUAAUGCCUUGUAUGGCACAACUAGCAAUCAAUAACUGAAUGUAUUUAAUCAUUAAGGCUGCUUGGUUUCCCCCUCUUAACAAAAAUUUAUACACAUGUUAUCAUAAUAGCUUGUUUGCACCCACUAUCUAUUUAUGUAUGCAUCGUUCGUAUCCGAGUGUGUAAGAGAGUGCUGAGAUUUUAAAGCGUGUGUGACUUUUUCUCUUCGAAGAUAUUUUCUAGGUUUCUCUUCCCCCUUUUCUUUUUCUCCCGUGUGCACGUUGAGAGUUUGCCUGCUUGCAGAUUUCCUUGGGAGUUGUGCUAUUAGGUCUUUUAUGUGCACCAAUGCAAAGAAUGAAGAGCUUUUAACCGUAUUGUAUUUAUGUUCAUCCACGUCUUUAACUUUGAUUAAAAUAAAAUUUUUAAAAAUUGGGA